GCAGCAGCGGCGGCGGCGGCAGCGGCGCCGCCCGCGGUUCCCGCCGGGGCCCGGGCGCCGGCCCCGCUCUGCAGGAUGGGCACGGUGCUGUCUCUUUCCCCCGCCUCCUCGGCCAAAGGCCGGAGGCCCGGCGGACUGCCGGAGGAGAAGAAGAAGGCGCCGCCCGUGGGGGACGAGGCGCUGGGGGGCUACGGGGGACCGCCAGGAGGCAAGGGAGGCAAAGGCGAGAGCCGGCUCAAACGGCCAUCAGUACUCAUCUCGGCGCUCACCUGGAAGCGCCUGGUGGCCGCUUCUGCCAAGAAGAAGAAAGGCAGCAAGAAGGUGACGCCCAAGCCGGCGUCCACCGGCCCCGACCCCCUGGUCCAACAACGCAACCGCGAGAACCUUCUCCGUAAGGGCCGGGAUCCCCCCGACGGCGGCGGUGCCACCAAGCCGCUGGCCGUGCCCGUGCCCACCGUGCCCGCGACCGCCGCCACCUGCGAGCCGUCGUCGGGGGGCAGCGCGGCUGCUCUGCCGCCAGGCUCGGGAGGGGGAAAGCCGCCGCCGCCACCCCCAGCCCCGCAGGCUGCGCCGCCGGUGCCUGGCGGCUCGCCGCGGCGGGUCAUCGUGCAGGCGUCCACCGGCGAGCUCCUGCGCUGCCUGGGCGACUUCGUGUGCCGACGCUGCUACCGCCUCAAGGAGCUGAGCCCGGGCGAGCUGGUGGGCUGGUUCCGCGGAGUGGACCGCUCGUUGCUGCUGCAGGGCUGGCAAGACCAGGCCUUCAUUACUCCCGCCAACCUGGUGUUCGUGUACCUGCUGUGCCGCGAGUCGCUGCGCGGGGAUGAGCUGGCGUCCGCCGCGGAGCUGCAGGCCGCCUUCCUCACCUGCCUCUACCUCGCCUACUCCUACAUGGGCAACGAGAUCUCCUACCCACUCAAGCCCUUCCUCGUGGAGCCCGACAAGGAGCGUUUCUGGCAACGCUGCCUGCGCCUCAUCCAGCGGCUCAGCCCGCAGAUGCUGCGGCUCAACGCCGACCCCCACUUCUUCACGCAGGUUUUUCAAGACCUCAAGAAUGAGGGCGAGGCCGCCACCGGCGCCGGGGGUCCACCCAGCGGGAGUGCGCCGGCGGCCCCCGCCUCCUCCUCGGCCGCAAGGGACAGCUGCGCGACCGGAGCCAAGCACUGGACUAUGAAUCUGGACCGCUAGGGAUACCCGAGGGCCGCGCCUGCCCCCCGCCCCAGCCUCUGACACAUACUUGGAGCCCACGGGACCAUUAAGCUGCCGCCGCUGUUACCGCCGCUCCGGGCCCUGCCGGAGGAGGAAGGGCCCCUACCCCGCAGGGGCAAGUGGAGGCCAGGAAGCCAGAGGCCACGACGUCUGAAUUUGCUGGGUGUAGGGUGAGGGUGGGGGAUGAACGCGGGAGGCGGAGCCCCUACCUCACAUUUACUGUCUGUCUGCACCCCAUCUCUCUAAUUCUGACCAGGUCUCUCCCUACCCUUCUGGGUGUGUCUGUAAGUCCAUCUCCCUUGGUUUUGUCCAUUUCCUCACUUUCUUUCUGUAUCUUCAUCUUCCAUCCUGUCUGCCUUUCAGUUUUCGUUCCUUGGGUGUGUAUUUCCGUCUCCAUCUUACCCCCCACCUAUCUCUCUUUGCCCCUGUUUCUUUUUCUGUGUCCUCAUCUUCCCUUCUUGUUCUCUUUUUCCUCGCUCCUGGCAUGUGACACCACGUUCACUCCUGUCUACCUCCUUCCCCCUCCACUCCGCUAUGUCAGCUUGCAUUUCUUCCCCCGACUGAGCCCCAUACUUCCCUCCCCAGACCAAAAGGAACAUUCGUUCUUAAUUUGGAUUGACUGAGGUGCGGCGAGGAACUGCAGCCCCAGGAGCUCAGACAACUACCAGGAUGGUCCUUCGCCCCACCCCCACCACCUCUCCCUACCUUUCCAACGUGUUGCAUGCCGGGAGUUGGGGGGAGGGGAUGCCGGCUUCAGGAGGCUGAGGUUUGGGAGCAUACUCAACCUAGGAGGCCACCCCGGCAGCAACGGCGCCUCAGCGGAAGGAUAGGAAGAGACAGAAAACUCUUCAUACUCAAGGAGAGGGGCACCCUCUUCCUUAUCCUUAGGUGUUUUUGUUUUCUCCCCUUUUAAUUUAUUGGUUGUUUCUGGAGGGGGGGAGGGGGGAGGUUGGGCCGGGAGCUGUCUGAGGUGCUGAUCUGAGGCCGGACCGAACGCUCCCGGGAGGGGACCAGGGACUGGGUUGGGCCUGGUGCCGUGUCCAAGGUGCCAAUGAUGCGGGCCGACGGCGCGGGCCGCACUUGCUGUCUGUCGGUCUGUCCGGGAGAGAACUAUAAAGCGCUGGAAGCGCCUGC
Rhinolophus ferrumequinum (greater horseshoe bat) is the source of this 2340-nucleotide messenger RNA. RefSeq names its product cyclin dependent kinase 5 regulatory subunit 2 (gene CDK5R2). The record is from RefSeq and is a predicted model, not a curated record. The coding region runs from base 76 to 1185 and encodes 369 amino acids. The transcript has a single exon. Gene Ontology annotation, molecular function: cyclin-dependent protein serine/threonine kinase activator activity; protein kinase binding. NCBI's taxonomy places the organism in Eukaryota, Metazoa, Chordata, Mammalia, Chiroptera, Rhinolophidae. Gene Ontology annotation, biological process: positive regulation of cyclin-dependent protein serine/threonine kinase activity; brain development; activation of protein kinase activity. Gene Ontology annotation, cellular component: protein kinase 5 complex; cytoplasm.